GGCGGCGGCCACGUGGCCUGCUCGGCUUUGCGUGGAUCGGCGGCCGCAUGGCUUCGGCUUCCGCCGCGGCCUUCCCGGGCCGCGGGGCCGGGUCCCUGCUGCGGUUCCUGCGGCUGGUGGGGCAGCUCAAGAGAGUCCCACGGACUGGCUGGGUAUACAGAAAUGUGAAGAGGCCAGAGAGUGUAUCAGAUCACAUGUAUCGGAUGGCAAUUAUGGCUAUGGUGACCAAAGAUGACCAUCUUAACAAAGACCGAUGUGUACGCCUAGCCCUGGUUCACGAUAUGGCAGAAUGCAUCGUUGGGGACAUAGCACCAGCAGAUAACAUCCCCAAGGAAGAAAAACAUAGGCGAGAAGAGGAAGCUAUGAAGCAGUUAACCCAGCUCCUACCAGAGGACCUCAGAAAGGAGCUCUGUGAACUUUGGGAAGAGUAUGAGACACAGUCUACUGCAGAAGCCAGAUUUGUGAAGCAGCUGGACCAGUGUGAGAUGAUUCUUCAGGCCUCUGAGUAUGAAGACCUUGAGAACAAACCCGGGAGACUACAGGACUUCUACGAUUCCACAGCAGGAAAAUUCAGUCACCCUGAGAUAGUCCAACUUGUUUCUGAACUUGAGGCGGAAAGAAACGCUAACAUACGAGCUGCGGCCGCCAGUGAGCUGCGCCCCUGAGCCGCUCUCUACAUUGCUGCACUCCUGUAACAGAUGCUUUACUUUUCUGUUUCAUGGCGUUAUGUUUUACCACUGUUGGUCUGUUAAUUUCCCCAGAUGUGAGUCUGUUUAUUUUCAGUUGUCUGGACUUCAGCAAGAAAUAUGAUGUAGUUUGGGCUCUAAAAGAAGUCACAGAACAGAAAAUGACAUGAAAAUGCCAUGGAUGAAGACUGGAGUGGGGAGAGGAAAGCCUUUUUUUAUGAACUAACUAUAUAAAUAUUAAACAUCUAAAAUUGUGGAAUA
This is a messenger RNA of Cynocephalus volans (Philippine flying lemur), 947 nucleotides long. It is a transcript of the gene HDDC2, whose product is annotated as HD domain containing 2. The record is from RefSeq and is a predicted model, not a curated record. The transcript is spliced from 6 exons. Gene Ontology annotation, molecular function: 5'-deoxynucleotidase activity. Gene Ontology annotation, cellular component: cytoplasm. The coding region runs from base 48 to 665 and encodes 205 amino acids. Lineage: Eukaryota; Metazoa; Chordata; Mammalia; Dermoptera; Cynocephalidae.